GAUGCGGAGACCUGUUGGGUCCUGGUUUCCCUCGAUAAAGGGACCUCUGCUUCUCGCCAUUAUCUCCGUCACGGUAGAUGGAUUCCGUAUAAACUUGCACGUCUUGAGACCCUGCACAGAUUCGGUCAGAAUUGGAAAGACACGCCCGGCAACAUGUCCAUGUCGACGGAAGACUGCCAGAAGCCCCGCGAGGGCUUCCCCCGCCCAUUCCCCGAUACCCCGUCCAACGUCCUAGAGCAGCUCCGUGUGGCCGCCAAGGUCAUCGUGGUCACUGGCGCAGCGGACGGCAUUGGCUUCGCCGUCUCCGAGGCCAUGGCCGAAGCCGGGGGCAACGUUGCUCUGUGGUACAACUCAAACGACGUCGCGAUCCGGAAAGCUCGGGAUUUGGCAAGCACGCACAACAUAAAGACUUUGGCUUACAAGGUCGACGUAUCCGAUCCGACGCAGGUCCAGGAGGCCAUGGCAAAGGUCGUCAGAGAUUUUGGAAAGAUUGACGUCUUCGUCGCCAAUGCCGGCAUGGCCAUCUCGAAGCCCAUCCUGGAGCAGACGCUCGACGAGUACCGGAAGCAGAUGUCGGUCAACGUGGACGGCAUCGUGUACUGCGCAAAGUACGCGGGCGAGGUCUUUGAGCGCCAGGGCUCGGGCAACCUCAUCAUCACGUCGAGCAUGAGCGCCCACAUCGUCAACGUGCCGGUGGACCAGCCCGUCUACAACGCGACCAAGGCGUUCGUCACGCACUUUGGCAAGUCGCUGGCGCGCGAGUGGCGCGGCUUCGCCCGCGUCAACGUCGUCUCGCCCGGCUUCUUCGACACCAAGAUGGGCGCCGGGCCCCAGGCCCUGCAGGAGGCGUACCGCAUGGCGGCCCUCGGCAGGCAGGGCCACACCAAGGAGAUCAAGGGCCUGUACCUCUACCUGGCCAGCGACGCCUCCACUUACAUGACGGGAAGCGAUGUCAUCAUCGACGGCGGCUACGUCCUGCCCUAGGCGGUCGGGGACGAGGGUUAUAUGCCUCCUCCAUUACGUGUAUAAACUCAGUGCAGGAUGUAGAUGUGAUAGAAGAGCGCCCCCCUUGUUUUUUCUGGGGGGGGGGGACGGAGAUGAAACAUUGUCUUUUGUUUCCAUGUUAAUAAAGUAUAACGUUGUUUGAGAUGAAC
This is a messenger RNA of Colletotrichum navitas, 1154 nucleotides long. RefSeq names its product short chain dehydrogenase. Gene Ontology annotation, cellular component: intracellular anatomical structure. The record is from RefSeq and is a predicted model, not a curated record. Gene Ontology annotation, molecular function: oxidoreductase activity, acting on NAD(P)H, oxygen as acceptor. The coding region runs from base 154 to 984 and encodes 276 amino acids. NCBI's taxonomy places the organism in Eukaryota, Fungi, Ascomycota, Sordariomycetes, Glomerellales, Glomerellaceae. The transcript is spliced from 4 exons.